UAUGGCUCACAGCGGAACUUUCAGUACGGCUUUACCGCCUAGGUAUAGUAAGCAAAUUUCGAGGAAACAAGUCACCAGAGAAGAAGAUGGAGAGGAUCAAACAGGAGAUUAUUCUGCUCCUAAGAAAAAAGAGCGUCAACAAUGGAAGAAGAAGAUGGAUUUUUUAUUGUCUGUUGUUGGUUUCGCCGUGGACUUAGGCAAUGUUUGGAGAUUUCCAUAUAUCUGCUAUAGAAAUGGUGGUGGAGCCUUUCUUAUACCAUAUGUUAUCAUGCUUAUUUUCGGCGGAUUGCCUCUAUUCUAUAUGGAAUUGGCGUUGGGGCAAUUUCAAAAGUCGGGUUGCAUAAGCGUUUGGAAGAAAAUAUGUCCGAUGUUUAAAGGGAUAGGUUUCGGUAUAAGUGUUAUAGCGAGCUACGUAGCUAUGUAUUAUAAUACUCUGAUAUCUUGGUCGCUUUAUUAUUUUUUUUCAUCAUUUCGGUCGCGAUUGCCUUGGGAUAACUGCAAUAAUAUUUGGAAUAAUAAAAACUGUACUACGAAUCAAACAUUGGGCCAGUCAGCCGCCCAACAAUUCUUUGAAAGACAUGUUUUAGGUGAAAACAAGGCGAAAGGAAUUGAAGAUAUUGGUAAUAUUAGAUGGCCAAUUGCCUUAUGUCUGAUGGGAGUUUUCGUACUUGUCUAUUUCUCUUUAUGGAAAGGCAUCAAAAGUUCCGGCAAAGCUGUUUGGGUAACAGCAACGCUGCCUUAUGUUGUUUUAUUUAUUCUACUAAUAAGAGGUCUAACUCUUCCCGGCAGUCUAGAAGGUAUAAAGUUCUAUUUGACCCCGAGAUGGCAUUAUCUUUUAAAAUCCAAAGUUUGGGUGGAUGCUGCGGCGCAAAUAUUCUUUUCCCUUGGUCCUGGUUUCGGAGUUUUGCUUGCUCUAUCUAGCUAUAAUCAUUUUAACAACAACUGCUAUAUGGAUGCUUUGAUAACUGCUUCUAUAAAUUGCGCAACAUCUUUCCUUGCUGGUUUUGUGGUGUUUUCUGUGCUGGGCUAUAUGGCAAAUAGACAUAAUAAGAGCGUUGACGAAGUAGCAAAGAUGGAAGCAGGCCUAGUAUUUAUCGUUUAUCCCGAAGCUUUAGCUACUUUAGACGGUUCUGUAUUUUGGGCCCUCAUCUUUUUCCUGAUGCUAAUUACAUUGGGUCUUGAUUCAACUUUUGGCGGAUUGGAAGCCUUAAUUACGGCUGUCUGCGACGAGUGGCCUGAAAAAAUUGGGAGGAGGAGAGAGUUAUUUGUUGCUUGUCUGGUAGUAUACUGCUUCAUUGGAGCUCUAGCUACAACGACAAAUGGUGGCCAGUACGUUGUAACGCUUAUAGAUACUCAUGGAGUUCCAAUUUCCAUAUUAUUUAUAUGUUUCCUAGAAGCCAUUGCGGUUAAUUGGUUCUAUGGAGUGAAUAGAUUUAGUGAAGAUAUUAAAAAGAUGAUAGGCUAUUCACCUGGAAUAUUUUGGAAGUUGUGCUGGAGUGUUAUUAGUCCUGUGUUCUUAUUUACACUCUUCAUCUUAUCUAUAACUGGAUAUACAGGUUUAGAAUUGGAAGGCUAUGUAUUUCCAAAAUGGGCAUCUAGUAUCGGUUGGGCGAUGACCUGCAGCUCUAUAAUUCCCAUACCUGCUUAUAUGAUUUAUCAUUUUUGUUUCGUUUGUAAAGGAUCCUUUAGAAAGAUAAACCAUUCAUUCGAAGAUAAAAUAUUGUUUAUUAAAAAUAUGAGUACUGAAGCGUCUUUUGGAGAUUUAGAAGCGUUCAAACGGGCCAAUGCUUUUGUUCGGGAAGAUGGACAAAACAGGGAAAGAAAAGCAUGGCUUCUAGUUGAGCAUGUUAACGAUAAUCCAUGUAGUCUACAACUAUGUGCCACCAGCGAAGAUAAAGGAGACAGUCUGGAUGAAUUUGUGUCGAAUCUUAGGGAUGAUCAAGUUAUGUACGGCCUUAUCAGGUUAACAAGCUCGGUUGAUAUGUCGACGACAGUUAAAUUCGUUUAUGUUAGAUGGAUUGGGCAUGAGGUACGUUUCGUCAAACUUGGAAAAUUCGGUGUUGUUCAUGGCAGUAUCUCGAAGAAUUUUGAUCAAUACCACUGUUUCGUAGAGACCAGCAAUAAAUCAGAACUAACAGAGGCUUGUUUAAUGGACAAGUUAGAAAACAAUGCUGGUACAAGAAAUCAUGUUAUUGAUGGUCCAACCGUUGGUAGGCAGGAAAGAGGAUUCACCGCAACGCAAACACAAACAAGGAAAGAAUUUAAACCGUCCCGAGUAGCUCCGAAACCAUUGGCAAUUGAUGUUGCUCCCGAAGUUUAUGAAGCAAUAAAUAACGUCCAUUGCGAUUACGAGGAAAACAAUUGGUGCUUAAUCGGUUUUGAGAAUGGUAAAGUUGAUAAGAAAUUAGUUCUCUUAGACGAAGGAGUUGGUAAUUUUGAAGACGUCAGUUCGAGAUUCGAAGAUGAUCAAGUGAUGUUUGCCCUGUACAGACUAACAGAUAAAAUAGAUGAUAUUUUAACUGUAAAGUUUGCCUAUAUAUAUUGGCUAGGAGAAAGAGUAAAGCCUUUGCAGAAGGCUAAGGUAUCAGCAUAUUGCCAGCCGAUUGAAGCCUUGUUUAGAGCACACGUUGGUCUGACAAUGUCAAGUAGAAGUGAAGCAAAAGAGUCGGUAAUCGUUGAAAAAGUGUCAGCUAGUACAGGAUCUAAGAUUUGGGUUAAAUAG
Molecule: messenger RNA, 2722 nt
Organism: Dimorphilus gyrociliatus
Lineage: Eukaryota; Metazoa; Annelida; Polychaeta; Dinophilidae
Source: the annotation of a GenBank genome assembly